AUGAAAACCCUCCGCCUGCGCACGAUAUCCCUAGUUCUCUUGUGCGCUCCUGCCGUGUUCUGUGCGCAAGUCCAGAAGCCGGGACUCACCUUGCCGUCAAGCGCGAGCACACAUCGCCAAGCAGUGCGAGAUAUAUUCACAGACAGUUACCAGGCCUAUAGGCAUGCAUACACUAUUCUGCAUAGGAAAUACGCUUUCGGACAUGAUGAUCUUUCUCCUCUCAGUCAAAGUUUCUCUGAUGGUCGUAAUGGAUGGGGCGCGAGCAUUGUCGAUGCCAUGGGAACUAUGCAAAUAAUGGGUCUUUCCGGCAUAUUCGAAGAAGCCCUUAAUUUUACUCAGAAUAUCGACUUCAAUGUCUCUAACACGCCGGACACCGUCAACUUAUUCGAAACCACUAUCCGCUACGUUGGAGGUCUUCUGAGCGCAUAUGAGCUCAGUGGAAAGAAGCACAGCUUCUUGGUGAGCAAAGUCAAGCAGCUUACUGACAAAUUAUCGUUCGCCUGGGCACCAGGCCUUGUAGUCCCAUUUAACACCAUCAACUUCACGAGCAACACGCCUGUUGUCGACACGACCGGGAUCGCAGCAGUUGGCACUUUGACCUUGGAAUGGUCAACGCUUAGCAAGUACACAGGUAACGAUACAUAUCGCCAGCUGACAGUAGACACCUUCAAGCAUUUAGCGGAGAACCCUGCGCCUCUUCCAGGUAUGCCGCGUUUCGACAUAGACCCCUCAACAGGCGAGCCUUUUGGUGGAUAUGUCACAUGGGGUGGAGGAUCGGACAGCUACUUCGAAUACCUCAUCAAAUAUGCUCGCCUCUCUAACACUGACGACGACACAUUCGCCAACGCAUGGCGCACAGCUGUCGACUCAUCGAUCAGCACCCUCGCCAGGACUUCAACUGUGGGCAACCACCUGUACAUGGCUGACUUUGACGAGAAUCGCCAAAUCCGACACGUUGGUUCUCAUCUGGAAUGUUUCAUGGCAGGCAACUGGCUUCUCGGAGGCAAGCUUAUCAACAACGUCACGAUUGUCGACAUCGCUCUGAAGUUGAAUGAUGCAUGCUGGAAUACAUAUGCCAGUGACGCCACCGGCAUUGGCCCGGAAUCGUUCGCCUACAUAUCCUCAGACGGAAAUUUCACAGGUGGCGAUGCCCCCACCGCAGAGCAGUUAGCGUUCUACAACGAACACGGGUACUAUAUCACCGGUUCAGACUACAUACAGCGCCCGGAGGUACUUGAGUCAAAUUUCUACGCGUGGCGGGUGACAGGCAAUACGACCUACCUGGAUAGGGCAGCGAGCGCGGUGAAGAGCUUCCAAACAUUUUUGAAGACGCCUACUGGCUAUGCGGGGAUUAAUGAUGUUAACAACUUGAACACGACGAAGAUCGAUGAUACAGAGAGUUUCUGGUACGCGGAGGUGUUGAAGUAUCUGUACCUGACGUUCGAUGACCCGGAGCAUAUUAGCCUCGACCACUAUGUUUUUAACACCGAAGGGCACCCUUUUAUAGCACCUCCUGCGAAGCCGACAUACGGCACCGGUUUACUCCCUACCUCCUCGAAGCGGUCUAUCUAAGGAUCUGAUACCGCUCAUCACAGCACAUUUGGUCUAUAGAGUUCACACGGCUGUUUGCCGCUUCUUAUUUUUGACACAAAUCAGGGUUUGUGAGGCAUAUUGGGUUUAUUGGUCUUUAUUCAUCGCAAGACGCCAUGCUCUCCCUUUAGGAUAGCCUAUGUGCUAUGGGUACUGUACGCACUCUACUGUAUACCUCGGCAGGCCAUCGCUCUAUUCCAUCUCAUAGGGAAAGCAGAGCAUAU
Heterobasidion irregulare TC 32-1 is the source of this 1814-nucleotide messenger RNA. RefSeq names its product glycoside hydrolase family 47 protein. The transcript has 16 exons. Gene Ontology annotation, molecular function: calcium ion binding; mannosyl-oligosaccharide 1,2-alpha-mannosidase activity. Gene Ontology annotation, biological process: carbohydrate metabolic process; N-glycan processing. Lineage: Eukaryota; Fungi; Basidiomycota; Agaricomycetes; Russulales; Bondarzewiaceae. The record is from RefSeq and is a predicted model, not a curated record. Gene Ontology annotation, cellular component: endoplasmic reticulum; Golgi membrane. Bases 1 to 1572 code for a protein of 523 amino acids.